UACUCUCCAGGGCGAGCAGUUCGUCUUCCUGCUCCUCGAUGUCCGCAUUCAUAUCUCCAGUCCCAACAAACCUCACCUUCUGCUCAGUGCUCCUCGCUCUGUUUGUUUCUGAAGCUGCCUGUUUGGGAAAUAAGUAUUUGACUUAGCUUGUCAAAUCCUUCCGGUUAAGUGCAUGGAUUGCUAGUUGUUUCGGCGACCUUUAAAACAAUUCUUGAUAGUGUGUGAACUUCUCGGUGUACAGUAGACUGUGCCAGCCUGCUCCCGUUGACUCAUCUGUGUAUGAUGCAGCACAAAGCAGCAACCUCACCCCAUGCUGAUGACUCUGCAAAACAGGCCAACAUUAUGUAAUUUACGAUCUACAGUUUGAAGAUGGAUGUAACCAACAGAGUGAUGGGCAAAAGCUGCAGACACACAAGUUAUUCAGAUCAACGCUGAAUCUAGUUCAGUUUCUCAGGAAUUGAAACUGAGUCAGUUGUCGCUGAGAGGUGAAAUGGCGCAGAAAGGGUUUGAGCUGGACCGUGAAACCUUCUCUUGUUCGAUCUGUUUGGAUCUACUAAAGGACCCAGUGGCUAUUCCCUGUGGACACAGCUACUGCAUGAACUGUAUUCAAAGCUAUUGGGAUGAAGAGGAUGGAAAGAAACCCCACAGCUGCCCUCAGUGUAGGCAGGCCUUCACACCAAGGCCAGUCCUGGGGAAAAACACCAUGUUAGCAGCUUUAGUGGAGGAGCUGAAGAAGACUGGACCCCCACCUGCUUCUGCUGAUCUCUGCUUUGCUGGACCUGAAGACGAAGCAUGUGAUUUCUGCUCCGGGAGAAAACUGAAAGCUCUCAAGUCCUGUCUGGUGUGUCUGGCCUCUUACUGUGAGAAACACCUCCAGCCUCAUUAUGAUUCACCCAAAUUUGCGAAACACAAGCUGGUGGAGCCCUCCAGGAGUCUUCAGGAGAACAUCUGCUCUCGUCACGACGAGGUGAUGAAGCUGUUCUGCCGCACCGAUCAGCAGUGUAUCUGUUAUCUCUGCUCUGUGGACGAACACAAAGGCCACGACGCGGUGUCGGCUGCAGCAGAGAGGACUGAGAAACACAAAGAACUCGAGGAGAGUCGACAAAACAUCCAGCAGAGAAUCCAGGACAGAGAGAAGGAGGUGAAGCUGCUUCAGCAGGAGGCGGAGGCCAUCAAUCGCUCUGCUGAUAAAGCAGUGGAGGACAGUGAGGAGAUGUUCUCUGAGCUGAUCCGUGUCAUGGAGAAGAGAAGCUCUGAUGUGAAGCAGCAGGUCAGAUCCCAGCAGGAAUCUGAGGCGAGUCGAGUCAAAGAGCUUCAGGAGAAGCUAGAGCAUGAGAUCGCUGAGCUGCAGAGGAAAGACGCUGACCUGAAUCGGCUCUCACACACAGAGGAUCACAUUGAGUUUCUUCACAAAUACCCUUCACUGUCACAACCCACUGAAUCUGCAGACUCAUCCAGCAUCAACAUCCGCCCUCUGCGUUACUUUGAAGAUGGGACAGCGGCUGUGGCAGCAGUCAGAGAUAAACUUCAAGACGUUCUGAGAAAGAAAUGGGCCGACGUCUUACUGACAGUGAGUAGGGUAGAUGUUUUACUGACAAAACCUCAGCCAAAGACCAGAACUGAUUUCUUGGUGUGUUCAAGGGAAAUUGCAAUGGAUUCAAACACAGCAAACACACGCCUGUUAUUAUCUGAGGGUAAAAAAAUAAAGGAAAUAAGAAAGAAAAGAAAAAAACAUUUUGUUAUCACCCAGCCAGAUCCACUUCCUGUUUUGAAUUCCCAAGUAGAGGGGGUUGACUGGAUGCCGUCACUGCGACGUGGAGUUGAGAGGGAAAGAAAUGUCUCACAAAUGCUGGAUUUGUUUUUGUCUAGUGACUGAAGACACACUCUCUUAAAUAGACAAGUCAUUUAAGAGAGUGUGUGUCAUUCUGGGUCAUAAGAAAGAAAGCACCAGAACUUCCUUUAUUGUACAUAUUUUGAUCUUUGUAAAGGAAUCCUUAAUUGCUUUAACAUUUACUGUAUUUUCAGGUAGAUCAAUGGUGUUGUAGUCUUUGUUAUAAGGUAUUAAAAACUGUAAUAAUCAUAAAGAGAUUGUUCAUUAUUGUCUUUUACAAUGCUGGGGAUCUGGUGAAUUGCUUGUGUGGAUAAAGGGAAAAUGUACAUUAAAUCAGUGAACGACGGUCAUUUAAGAGACUUUACCGAUGGGAUGUGUACAAACUGAAUGUUUCCAUAAUGAAUAAACAAACAGGAAGAAAG
This is a messenger RNA of Gymnodraco acuticeps, 2253 nucleotides long. Its product is annotated as E3 ubiquitin/ISG15 ligase TRIM25-like. The record is from RefSeq and is a predicted model, not a curated record. NCBI's taxonomy places the organism in Eukaryota, Metazoa, Chordata, Actinopteri, Perciformes, Bathydraconidae. Bases 491 to 1876 code for a protein of 461 amino acids. Gene Ontology annotation, molecular function: zinc ion binding. The transcript is spliced from 2 exons.